UCUGUCUAUUACAGGAAGGGAGAAUAUGGACUGUCGGGCUGUUUUGAGAGAAGCAGACUUUCAGUUCCAGAAGCAGAACUUAAGAACCGCAGAAGAAUUCUACACCAAGUUCAUUCAUAUUUGCACGGAAGGGGAAUGGAAAAACAAGUGCUGUGCAGAGGACCUGGCUAAUGCAUACAACAACAGAGGCCAAAUCAAGUACUUAAGAGUAGACUUUUAUGAAGCCAUGGACGAUUACACAUUAGCAAUUCAAAACAAAGAAGAUUUUGAAGUUCCCUAUUAUAAUCGAGGACUGAUACAUUAUAGACUAGGAUUUUUUGACCAGGCAUUCGAAGACUUCAAGAAAACAUUGACCUUGAAUCCAGAUUUUAAAGAUGCCAGAUUGAGUCUUGAACAGACACUAAUAGAUAAAAAUGAGAAAGAAAGUAGAGGAUACUAGGUUAUGGCAGCCGGAUUAUAAACGUUGGUUUGUGUGUGUACUAUUUGUUAUGAUGUGGUGGCUAGUAUUUGCCAGGCUGACCAAAUCCACAAAGAAAACUUGGCCACACCAUCACAACAAUUUUGCAAUUUGUAUUUAUUGCGUGAAGGCUUGUGCAUGAAGUCAGAAGUGAUGAGUCCACUGUCAUCUUUAGAGAUUUUAAAGAUUAAAUUAAAACAUUAACACACAAGAUUACAGUUACACCAUUAAAACAGUUCCCAAAAUUUCUACUUAACCAGACUCUCAACACACACACCCUUUAAGGCAACAGUCCAAAUAGAUUCCAAAUUUAUAAAGUCAAGCAGCAAUAUCAUCACAAGCACCCAGUGGACAAUGCACUUCCAAAAGCUUUUAACACAAUUUUGGUUACUGGAACAGCAAACUUCUUCAGGAUGGUUAGAGGCUUUUUCUCCAAGUCUGUUUCACAUAGCCACCUUUCAAGAUUUCACUCGGCCACACCUCACGCAGCCUUUCAUCCUUCUUGAAAUAAAUUUCUCCCUUUUUGAUUUGUAAAUCCCAUUGUUUCUACUCGUCUUUAGAAAUUACUUUUCCCAGAAUAUAAAAACCUUUCAUGUUAGCAUCAUGGCCAGCACUUUUGGGAAAAAUCAACAACCUUGCCUUAUUUAUCUUGCCAAUUAUAAAUAACUUCCAUGUCCCUUUGAAAAUCAGACACUUCUCCACUUAUCUAAAAAUGCAAAUUUCAUUCACACCGUAUCUGCUGACCUCACCCUAGCUCUACUCAUCUCCAUUUCAAAUGCCUGUUUUACACCUCACUUCUUCUAUAAUUUAAACCUUGCAGUCUAACCAUCUCUAGUUUAAUUAAAUUAGCCACACAUAUAGAACCAAACAUGCACACACAUAAACCUGCUUUAAAGUAUCCCACAAUAAUAUUAGGAAAAAUAUGAUAGUUCCUUGACCAUCAUAAUUUUAAAAGACAGUUUCAGUUUAUCAACCCAUCUUACAUUGCUUACUAUAUUCAUUCAAAUACACAAAACUAUUACACUACCAGGUACAUGCAUUAACAUAAUAUAUACAAAUCCUUUGUAUCAACAGAGACAUCCGCAAUUAAAUUUUCUCUUCCUGCCACAUGUAUAACCUGCAAAGUAAACGGUUGCAGUAAUAAACUCUUUCUGAACA
Carcharodon carcharias (great white shark) is the source of this 1615-nucleotide messenger RNA. It is a transcript of the gene ttc32, whose product is annotated as tetratricopeptide repeat domain 32. The record is from RefSeq and is a predicted model, not a curated record. The transcript has 3 exons. Gene Ontology annotation, molecular function: protein binding. Bases 26 to 439 code for a protein of 137 amino acids. Lineage: Eukaryota; Metazoa; Chordata; Chondrichthyes; Lamniformes; Lamnidae.